Salpingoeca rosetta is the source of this 1091-nucleotide messenger RNA. Its product is annotated as osteoclast-stimulating factor 1. The transcript has 7 exons. The record is from RefSeq and is a predicted model, not a curated record. NCBI's taxonomy places the organism in Eukaryota, Choanoflagellata, Craspedida, Salpingoecidae. Gene Ontology annotation, molecular function: protein binding. Bases 1 to 582 code for a protein of 193 amino acids. Gene Ontology annotation, biological process: signal transduction.
AUGCCUCCCCCAAAGCCCCCAGCACCUGCGAAGCCAGGCAAGGUUUCCGUGUACCGCGCUCUCUACCCUUACACGGCGCAGCACGCGGAUGAGCUGUCGUUUGAGGAAGGCGAUCUCAUCUACGUUCAGAAGCAGGUGGGGUUUGAGAAGUCUGGCAACACGGAGUCUGUCGACAACCCGCUGCAUGAGGCCGCCAAGCGAGGCAACCUGCCCUUCCUCAUCGAGUGUCUCACAAACGGCGUCUCUCCCAACGCCCUGGAUAAGGCUGGCGCAACACCAUUGCAUUGGGCAGCGCGUGGCGGACACGUCGACUGCGCAGAGGAACUCCUCAAGCGGCCGAACUGCCGUGCGGAUGUGCAGAACAAGUUGGGCGACACGCCCCUACACAACGCGGCGUGGAAGGGUAGCGUCGAGGUGAGAUGGACAAUGGACACGGGAUUGCGUAUUGCGUUCGGAUUGGUUGAGGUGGAGAGGGAGGGGCAUGUACUUGGAUGUGUCGAGAAGAUGAGCAGGUUGCUGAAGAUUCGCGUGACGAGCGCAAUCGACGACGACUACGGUGAUUCUGAUGAGGACGAGGACUGAACGUCCAGUUCGCACCCACGUGGAAGUGGUGUAACAUAAAGCGUGUUUGUUUCUCACCUCCACGUGUUUUUGAAACACGCGUGUUGUUGCGCUGGUGUCUGCACACAUCACAUCGUGUUUGCAUCACUUCACCGCCACCACCACCGUGGUCACCACCAUGUGCUGCUGUCGUUUGUUAUUUUCGACCGCAAUGAACUUUCUCCCUCCCCCGCCUGCCACGUGCAUGUGCGUGUGCAUGUGUGUGUGUGUGUGUGUGCAUGUGUGUGUGUGUAUGACAGUCCUUUGCUCAAUGAGUCACAUGUUGUGUGUGUGUUUUUGUAUGUGCAUGUCUCGUGUGCUCUCUUCCCCUCUCUCUUUGUGUUUGCGUGCUGUGACUUUGAAUCCUCCUGCGCACGUCUCCUCUUUGUCCCUCCAACCCCUCUACUUUCACUUGAUUGAGUCUUCACUUUCCAGCCCCCCCCCCCCCCUCAGUGUAAUCGUCAACAAUUACGAGCAUCGGUGGCCGUGUA